CGGCCUCGCGGCAGCCGCCCCCUUUACUCGGUCACGCCGAGCCAGUGUCCGCGCCCGGGACCCAGCCGCCGCCUCUCUGCCGCGCCCUUUGCUUCCCAACCAUGGACCCCCGCAAAGUGAACGAGCUCCGGGCCUUCGUGAAGAUGUGUAGGCAGGACCCAAGCGUCCUGCACACCGAGGAAAUGCGCUUCCUGAGGGAGUGGGUGGAGAGCAUGGGGGGUAAGAUACCACCUGCAACCUACAAAACUAAAUCAGAAGAAAAUGCCAAGGAAGAAAAAACAGAUAGUAACGAGACGGAGGAAAACAUAAAGACAGAUGAACCAUCAAGUGAGGAAAGUGAUCUAGAAAUAGAUAAUGAAGGUGUGAUUGAACCAGAUACUGAUGCUCCUCAAGAAAUGGGAGAUGAAAAUGUAGAGGUAACUGAGGAGAUGCUGGAUCAGGCAAAUGAUAAAAAAGUGGCUGCCAUUGAUGCCCUAAAUGAUGGUGAAUUUCAGAAAGCAAUUGAGUUAUUCACAGAUGCCAUCAAGCUAAAUCCUCGAUUGGCAAUUUUAUAUGCCAAGAGAGCCAGUGUCUUCAUCAAAUUACAGAAGCCAAAUGCUGCCAUCCGAGACUGUGACAGAGCUAUUGAAAUAAAUCCUGACUCAGCUCAACCCUAUAAGUGGAGAGGGAAGGCACACAGACUUCUGGGCCAUUGGGAAGAAGCAGCCCAUGACCUUGCUCUUGCGUGUAAAUUGGAUUAUGAUGAUGAUGCUAGUGCAAUGCUGAAAGAAGUUCAACCAAGGGCCCAAAAGAUUGCAGAACAUCGAAGAAAGUAUGAGCGAAAACGUGAAGAGCGAGAAGUCAAAGAACGACUAGAAAGGGUUAAGAAAGCUCGUGAAGAACAUGAGAGAGCACAAAGGGAGGAAGAUGCCAGAAGACAAGCAGGAGGAGCCCAGUAUGGAUCAUUUCCAGGUGGCUUUCCUGGGGGAAUGCCUGGAAUGGGUAAUUUUCCUGGAGGAAUGCCUGGAAUGGGAGGGGCCAUGCCUGGAAUGGCAGGAAUGCCUGGACUUAAUGAAAUUCUUAGUGAUCCAGAGGUUCUUGCAGCCAUGCAGGAUCCAGAAGUUAUGGUGGCCUUCCAGGACGUUGCUCAGAACCCAUCAAAUAUGUCAAAAUAUCAGAACAACCCAAAGGUUAUGAAUCUCAUCAGUAAAUUGUCAGCCAAAUUUGGAGGUCAAUCCUAAGGCCCUUCUGACAAAACCCUUGUUAAAGGAAACACAACUUAGAUCACUUAAUGGAUGUCGCAAUAAUACAAAACAGUGUACCUCUGACCUUCUUAUGAAGAAAGCUGGGGUGCUUGGAAGAUAAUCCCUACCCUCUGCCCCAAAUGCAGCUUAGAUUUUACAUUGGUUUGCCAUUAGAAUGUUCAUUUGAAAUAAUGUUUUCCUAUUUAGGAUUUACAAAUUUUAAAUACUUUUUAAACUCUACAAAUAUUCUAAGCAAAAGUGUAUGUUACUUUUUCCUCUACUGAUCAUUUUGUUAUUUUUUCUUUGAAUUAGAAAAAGUAUACUUCAAGAUGGAAUAUUCAUUGCUUAGUUUGAAAAUAAAGAUAUUUUAUUAGCUGCAGUUAAAUUUGAAUAGGUAAGGUUUAAGUUGGAUAUAUGGUUGCUGAAGCAUUAUGAUUUGUCAAUUUCAGUGCUUUAUUAAAAAUGUAUUUCAGUAAAACUAUUGGGACCACUAGUACUGAAAUAGGGCUUGGGAAGGGACUGGAAGUAUUGACAGGACAGCAGCAAUCUUACUACAUUUUGCAUAACACAUACCUUUGUGCAGAUUUAUUAAAAUCUUACACUGUGGUAAAGGAAUGAUUUUUAUAAUGCUGCAGUACAGUUGGAGUACUUAGCUCUGUUCUUGUCAGAUACAUAAAAUAAAUGUUUCAUAUUUCCACAUGGGAAAAUAAGGGGAGACUUAUUUUAUUUUUCUACAUUUAAAAUUACUUUUCUGUUCAGGAAAUAAUCUUUUGUCUGCUUUCUAGUGGUUUUCACAUUUUUUUCCUCAUUUUGAACAAAAGAUAGUCCCAUUUCACUAACAUCAUCACUGUUACAAUUUACAGCAUAAUUGUACAAGUAUAUUUAGUGCUUGGUUUAAUGUGUAAUACAUAUACUGAUGUAUAAUGCCUAUAAUAACAACUAUAAAGCUAUAAUUUCUUGCUUGGCCAA
Messenger RNA from Erinaceus europaeus (western European hedgehog), 2192 nucleotides. It is a transcript of the gene ST13, whose product is annotated as ST13 Hsp70 interacting protein. Bases 102 to 1220 code for a protein of 372 amino acids. Gene Ontology annotation, molecular function: protein dimerization activity; Hsp70 protein binding. The record is from RefSeq and is a predicted model, not a curated record. NCBI's taxonomy places the organism in Eukaryota, Metazoa, Chordata, Mammalia, Eulipotyphla, Erinaceidae. The transcript has 12 exons.